AUGCUAGCAAACACGUCAGAUGGAAACGCUCGCAAGAUUCGUCGCUCGCCUUCAUCCGAUCGCUUGCUUCGUCUUCAUUCACCUUCCUCUAGGUUGUAUGUCGUUGUUCUUCUUCCUUUGUUCGCAAGGUCCGUGGCCGGCUUCAUCUUCUCUGGGUUACAUGUUGUUCAUCUCCCUCUUAUUCGCGUGUUUCAGCCUUUAAUGACGAGGAACAGUUCGCAGAGGUUAGGGCAGGGACACAAAUCUGCUAUGCACAACGUACCAGCUUAUAAAUUCGUGCAUUGGCCGGAGCCAAAACUCACAGUGAACGCUACUACCCAAGUAAUGGCUUCUCUAUCCCAUCUUCCAUGGAAGGUACGAUUUUCAGUUUUCUUCCUCUCUUUCCUCCUGAACAUCUCUCGCCGCCGCAACGGCAGCGUCAACCGCCGUCUCUUCAACUUCUUCGACCUUAAAGCCGCACCCACUCCCAAACCCCUCGACGGCGUUAAGUCCUCCGACGUUAUCGUCGACAACUCCCGCAACCUCUGGUUCCGUCUUUUCACACCCACCAUCUCCUCCUCAUCCACCUCCCUUCUUCCCGUCGUCAUCUACUUCCACGGUGGCGGCUUUUCGUUCUUGUCCGCAUCGUCGUCUUGGUACGAUGCCGUUUGCCGACGACUCUCCCGUUCGAUUCCGUCCAUCGUCGUCUCCGUAAAUUACCGCCUCUGCCCAGAACACCGUUUUCCGUCACAGUACAACGACGGCUUCGAUGUCCUCAAGUUCCUUGAUUUGAACGGCGACGUUCUGCCUGAGAUAGCUGACAUGUCAAGGUGCUUCUUGGCCGGUGAUAGCGCGGGGGCCAACUUGGCCCAUCAUCUGGCAAUUCGGGUUUGCCAAGAGGAGCUCCGACAGGUGAAGGUUAUCGGGUUGGUUUCCAUACAACCAUUUUUUGGUGGUGUGGAUAGGACCGAAUCCGAGAUCCGACUCGAUGGAGCCCCAAUAACAUCGGUGUUCAAUACUGAUUGGGUGUGGGAAUUUUUCUUGCCGGCCGGGUCAGAUCGGGACCAUGAGGCGGUUAACGUGACGGGGAAAAACGGCUUGGACAUUUCGGGCAUGAAUUUUCCGGAUACAAUUAUAUUUGUGGGCGGGUUAGACCCGUUACUUGACCGGCAGAGGAAGUACCAUGAGUGGCUGAAGAAAUCCGGGAAGAAGGUGGAGCUAAUCGAGUAUCCAAACACGAUUCAUGCGUUUUACUUUUUUCCAGAAUUGCCCCCGUCACCUCAUCAAAUUUCCCGAGUCAAGGAUUUUGUGAACCAGCGAUUCAGCAACAUGAAAUAAUUGGGGUAUUACCUCCAUGAGAUUAAAGCAAAGGCACAGUCUUAACUUGCCCAUAAUAUAAUAUGCAGUACGCGGCGUAUAAUUUCUCGAAGCCUUUAGCGGUUUUUAUUUGAUGAAAAGAGGAGAUGUAAAUUAAUGCAUCAUCGUAUCUUACCUAAUUCUUCUUCUAGUAUGUGUGUGUGAAUAUAAAGAAAAUUAUUUAUAGAGCACACUCUUAUCGAAA
This is a messenger RNA of Prosopis cineraria, 1540 nucleotides long. Its product is annotated as probable carboxylesterase 18. The record is from RefSeq and is a predicted model, not a curated record. NCBI's taxonomy places the organism in Eukaryota, Viridiplantae, Streptophyta, Magnoliopsida, Fabales, Fabaceae. The transcript has 2 exons. Gene Ontology annotation, molecular function: carboxylic ester hydrolase activity. Gene Ontology annotation, biological process: pollen tube growth. Bases 1 to 1317 code for a protein of 438 amino acids.